AUGGCGUUAGUCGCGUCAUCAUUCUGCGACAAAGCAACCCGAAAGAAACUUGGGCGGGUGGGGCAAGCAGAAGGUUCUGGUAGUUGGAGCGGUUGGUGGGGAGUUGGAGCUUGCGAGCGUAACGGUUGUUAUCGCUGGGGUUAUUGUUUUGCCAUGGCCCGUGGGAACCAGCGUGAACUUUCCCGCCAGAAGAAUAUGAAGAAAGCCCAAGAACAUAGCAAGGGGAAAAGAAAAGAGGACGCUUUGUCAGCUUCUCAGAGGAAACAGAGAGAUUCUGAAAUUAUGCAGCAGAAGCAAAAAGCAGCUAAUGAGAAGAAGACUCAUCAGGCAGGAGCAAAAUAAUAUGUGGCUACAGAGAGGACCUAAUAAUGCUGCAGCAUCUCAAAAUAUAGGGCCUAAAAAGACAUAUUUGUAAAAGUAGCCAGCCAUUAAAUGGUUAAUGUUUAUCUUCUACUUGCUUGCUUGUCCAGUAUGCAUUUAUUUUAGAAUGUAUAGUGUAUUUGCAGCUGACUUGGCUUUGACUGAAUUACUAGAUUGGAUUGCAUUUUAAAGUUGUAUUUCCCUUUGCAUGUCUGUUAGUAACAGUAGCAAUAGCCAAAAUGUAUGUUAUUGUUAAAAUGUUUGCUCAAUAAAUUGCUUGUGUGAUUAUACCAGUUAUUAUAUAUGCAAGUAGGCUGGGAAAUGUAUAUGGUAACACUCUUACAUUCAGAAGUGAUAUUUUAAAAGGACAGGUAUGUGUACUUGCUUUCCACUUUGUAAAAGGUCAGCUGUAAAGUUAAAUCAUAAAUUAUUUUUACAAUAAAAAAUAUUGCAUGACAUAUUAUCAGAAUUGGGUACUCAAGAAGCUCCAAUAGAUUUCAGUUAUUGCUAAAAAUAUGACAUAAUUUAGGGAAUCCUUUAGCACAAAUAACUUGCCUUUUAUCAUGUGUUCUAAUUGCAAUCUUGAGUAUUUAAUACCAUUCUUCAGUAAUUGCAAACCAAGAUUCUCUAUAUGUAAAAUUGCUAUUAAAAUCUAAUUUGAAUUAAAAUAUAAACUAUAUUUUGAGUAAAAAUUGGUUCAGGAUAAGUGCAGCAGUGAAGGAAUGGGUUGCUUAAUUUUUUUGAUAUGCAAGAUUACGGUAUUUCAAAGACAGUUGGUAAGGAUCUUAUUUGAACAAUUAGUUUUACAUGCAUAAUUGUGUUUCAGUUUGUGACAGAACCAGACUGACCUAGAAUUAGAUCAAGAGAAUCUUAUGAGAACAGCAACUUCUUCUGAACAAUGAAAUUUUAUUAGCAUACAUGUCAAUUGGAAGAGGAUAAAUCAGGGUGACCUUAACUUAAUUCUGAACACUUCAAAGACUGUGUGCUAGAGCAUACAAAGAACUAAUUGCAUUGUUUGAAAGGCACAGAUAAUUCAGAGUCUUUUAGGUCAGAGAAAGCAAUUUUUAUUGCAACAAAGAUAUUUUGAAAAUGGCUACUAGCUAUGAUUUAAUUUUUAAACAAGUGUUGUGAUUUAAAUGUGAUACAUUGGUAUAAAACUUAAAGUAGGAUAACCUUGCGUCUUUCCUGUGAUGUUACUAAAUUUUAAUUACACGUGAGAAUAAAAAAUAGGUGGAUUUUAGUUAAGACUAACUUGGAGUUUAGGUAAAAAAUUGGCCUUCUGGAUUAAGAACAAUUUGUAGAUAUUACAGAUUCAGUUCCAGAAAGGUGCUUUAGAACAUAUGGCAACUGUAAAAUGAUUGAGAAUUAAGAAAUAUUCCUAACAUCUUAGCCUACAGCCAGUUCCUAUGAUAUAGUAUGUGUUUUGUCUUCAUUAAUUGGACAACGACUAGCUGACAACAAAAAGUUAAAGAGAUGGAUAUCUUUACUGCCAUCUAGAAAUCGUUUGGAUUUUUGCAGCCUUGCAUACGUUUGCCCUCUUUUCUGCUCUUUGCACUGUAAUCAGCGGGAACAGAAUUGUGGCAAAGAUAAUAGAGUACUUACAAAAAUCAAUUUAAAUUAAAUUCUUUUUUUUCAAGCAAUAUAGUUACUGUAUUAGAGUCUUUCUCACAGUCUUUAUCAUUCAUUCAAGUUGAACGGGGUAAGUAUUUUUGUUUUAAAUAUUCUCUGUAAAGAAUUUAGGGGUACUAUAUUUUACUAAAAUUUAACAGUGUAACCCUAAUUAUGUAGGCAUCUGACUGUUGUGAGAUUAAAUUUAUUGCAUGUACUAGGAUGCAUUAUAUGCAGCGUCUGUAGGUGGCAGUGCAUGGCUUUUUCUUUAGGAUUGAAAAAAAAUGGUCAGAUUAGGAAAACUACCACAAAAAUCCUAAAGUUGUAUGCUAGCCAGGAAAUUGAAAAACUUUCCAUAAUAAGGCAGUGGCAAAUGAUUUUUGUAUUGUCGAGAAAACUGCAAUAUGUUAAUGAUAUCACCAAGAGUAAAGUCAGAUUCAAAUGAAA
Messenger RNA from Protobothrops mucrosquamatus (brown spotted pit viper), 2415 nucleotides. RefSeq names its product small EDRK-rich factor 1. The record is from RefSeq and is a predicted model, not a curated record. The transcript has 4 exons. Lineage: Eukaryota; Metazoa; Chordata; Lepidosauria; Squamata; Viperidae. The coding region runs from base 1 to 342 and encodes 113 amino acids.